Messenger RNA from Equus quagga, 721 nucleotides. RefSeq names its product PCNA clamp associated factor (gene PCLAF). Lineage: Eukaryota; Metazoa; Chordata; Mammalia; Perissodactyla; Equidae. Gene Ontology annotation, cellular component: nucleus. The record is from RefSeq and is a predicted model, not a curated record. The transcript is spliced from 4 exons. Gene Ontology annotation, biological process: regulation of cell cycle; translesion synthesis. Gene Ontology annotation, molecular function: chromatin binding. Bases 117 to 452 code for a protein of 111 amino acids.
GCGCGGGAAAGAGACCAAUUUAAACUGUGGCGGGAGAUUGGUUUUCGGCUCCUUGUCCCGCUAAACACCCGCGGCUGAAGAGUCAAUUGGUUGCUCUCAUCUCCUCGCGUUUGAACAUGGUGCGGACUAAAGCAGACGGUGUCCCAGGCACCUACAGAAAAGUGGUGGCUUCUCGAGCCCCCAGGAAGGUGCUUGGUUCCUCCACCUCUGCCACUAAUUCCACGUCGCUUUCGUCGAGGAAAGCUGAAAAUAAGUAUGCAGGAGGAAAUCCAGUUUGUGUGCGCCCAACUCCCAAGUGGCAAAAAGGAAUCGGAGAAUUCUUCAGGCUGUCCCCUAAAGAUUCUGAAAAAGAGAAUCGGAUUCCUGAAGAGGCAGGAAGCAGUGGCUUAGGAAAAGCAAAGAGAAAAGCACGUCCUUUGCCACCUGAUGACACAGAUGACGAAAAAGAAUAGAACUUUUUUAUUCAUCCUUGACUCACGUCUCCUGUUUACUCUGGUAUUCUGGGAUGUAAAUUUGCAUAAAUGUAUGUGUUCCAAUUAGCUUUGUUCAAUAGGCAUUUAAUUUAAAAAAUGAGGCUUACAUUUAGUUAUUCAAAAGCAAGUAGUUACGAUAUUGGUGAGUUUGUAAGAUUAAUUAUGGUUACUUAGCUUAGUACUGAAUAUAAUGCAGUAUUUGGUUUCUUUUACCUGUUACUAAGCUCCUUGUACUUGCUAAAAACAAA